UCUGACGCAUUUCUUGUAGACAAGGAGCUGACGUGGUAAAAGUGAGUGCAGCGUGGCAGACAACACUGCUUUAAAGUCAGGUUCCACAAGUGACAGGUGAAAAAGCCACUGAGUCAAAACUAAACUAAAUACAAGCUGUUUUUCCCACCCUGGAGAUCAACCAUUAACUUUGGGCUGAAUCAAACAAGGCAGGGCAUAAAUAGCAAUCGCUAUUCCCCUUCUGUCUUCUUCUUCUAUGGUGUAGACAUGGGGAAAGGCGUCUACAUCAGCAAAGCGGUGGCAGUAACCUGUGUGGUUGCAGCCAUCGGUGCUGUGGCCACCAUUAUAGCUUUGUCUGUGGUUUAUGCUCAGGAGAAGUCAAAGAAUGAAGAGAUUCUUCCAACAGCUACAACCCCCACCCCACCUACAACACCCUCCACGCCAAAGGAGCCCUGGCAACGUUACCGACUUCCGGACUCCCUCUCUCCUGUCACCUACAAUGUGACCCUGUGGCCCUGGCUGGUGCGCAACGCAGAGGACCUAUACAUAUUCAAGGGACACUCCACCGUGGUCUUCAAAUGUGUGAAGGAGACUGACCUCAUCAUCAUUCACUGCAACAAGCUGAACCUCACCAUGUUCGACAGAUACCAUGCCAAGUUGAGUGGGGUCAGCGGAAGCACUGCGCCUGGCCUGAAACACACCUGGUUGGAGGUUCCCACCCAGUACCUGGUGGUGCAGCUCAUGGGCCCACUGAAGGUCGGCAGCACAUAUGAGCUCUUUACUGAGUUUGUUGGAGAGCUGGCUGAUGACUUGGGAGGAUUCUACAGGAGUGAAUACAUAGAAGAUGGGGUGAACAAAGUUGUGGCCACGACUCAAAUGCAACCAACGGAUGCCAGGAAGGCCUUCCCCUGCUUCGAUGAGCCUGCCAUGAAAGCUGUCUUCUACAUUACUCUCUUACAUCCCCAUGGGACUGUGGCUCUGUCCAACGGCAUGGAUCUCGAGCCUAUUAACAUCACCAUGGAAGGCCAGCAUGUAAUCCAGACAAGCUUUGAGCCCACAGAGAUUAUGUCAACCUACUUGCUGGCAUUUGUCGUGUGUGAGUUUGGAUUCAUUAGCACGCCACCGGGUGCAGAAGUCUUGGUCAGGAUCUGGGCCCGCAAGAAGGCUAUAGAGCAGGGCCAGGGAGAUUAUGCCCUGAAUAAGACUGGACCCAUACUGGAAUUCUUUGAGAAGUACUACAACUCUUCCUACCCCCUGGAGAAAUCAGACCAGAUCGCUCUUCCUGACUUCAGUGCUGGAGCCAUGGAGAACUGGGGCCUGAUUACCUACAGAGAAACCGCCCUCUUAUAUAAUCCUGGAGUGUCAUCCAAUGGAGAUAAGGAGUGGGUGGCAACAGUCAUCUCGCAUGAGCUCGCUCAUAUGUGGUUUGGGAACUUGGUGACCACGAGGUGGUGGAAUGACUUGUGGCUCAAUGAAGGGUUUGCCACUUAUGUCUCUUAUCUUGGAGCCAACUUUGCUGAACCAAAUUGGAAUAUGAAAGAUUUAAUAGUUCUAAAUGAGAUUACUGGUGUGAUGUCUGUGGAUGCCUUGGCCUCCUCUCAUCCCCUGUCAUCCAAAGAGGAGGACAUCAUGACACCAGAGGAUAUCAGUCAACUGUUUGACUCCAUCACAUACAGCAAGGGAGCUGCAGUCCUCAGGAUGCUCUCAGAGUUUAUCACCGAGCAGGUCUUUUCCAGUGGACUUCAAACAUACUUAAAGGCAUUUGAGUAUAGGAACACAGUCUACAAAGACCUCUGGAAGCAUCUGCAAAUGGCAGUGAAUAAAAGUUCCAGCGUAAAGCUCCCGAAUACUGUGGAGGAAAUCAUGAACCGCUGGAUCCUACAAAUGGGAUUCCCGGUGGUCACCAUCGACACCCAGAGUGGAACAAUCACCCAGAAGCACUUCUUGUUGGACCCGGACUCUGUAGUGAACACACCUUCACCCUUUAACUAUGAGUGGUUUGUGCCUCUUACCUGGAUUAAGACAGGGGGAAGUGAACAGCAGCACUGGCUUCUUGCCAAAGAAGAUACACGUCCAGAUGUUAUGCUUGGUCCUAAUGACUGGUUGGUGGCCAAUAUAAAUAUGAAGGGUUUCUACAGAGUCAACUACGACUCUGGAAACUGGGAGCGUCUCCUCGCCAAGCUCAGCUCCAAACAUACGGAUAUUCCAGUGAUCAACCGUGCUCAAAUUAUUGAUGAUGCCUUUAACCUUGCAAGGGCAAAGAUAGUGAACACAACUUUGGCUCUGAGGACUACCAAGUUCCUCAAUAAAGAAACUGACUAUAUGCCCUGGGAGACAGCAAGUCGCAACUUGAACUACUUCUUUCUCAUGUUUGACCGCAGUGAAGUGUAUGGACCCAUGCAGGCUUACAUAAAGAAACAGGUGACUCCACUGUUUGAGCACUUCGAAAAGCUCACUGUCAACUGGACAGAGAUCCCAGAAAAUCACACCGACCAGUACAACCAGAUAAAUGCCAUCUCCUUAGCCUGCAAAACUGGACUAGAAAACUGUAGUAAGCUGACCACUGGCUGGUUCAAAGAGUGGAUGGACAACCCAGCUGACAACAAAAUAAGUGCCAACUUGAAGUCUACAGUGUACUGCAGUGCAAUUGCAGCAGGAGGAGUGGAUGAGUGGGACUUUGCUUGGUCCAUGUAUAAGAAUGCCUCCAUCGCUUCAGAAGCCGAUAAGCUCAUGUACGCUCUGUCCUGCACCAAACAGCCCUGGCUGCUGAACAGGUAUCUGCAGUAUUGUCUGGACCCAAACAAGAUCCGUAAGCAGGAUGCUACAUACACGAUUUCUUACAUUGCUAGUAAUGCCAUCGGCCAACCACUGGCAUGGGACUUUGUCAGAGCCAACUGGGACCAUAUAUACAAUGACUAUGGUGGUGGAUCAUUUUCUUUUGGAGGACUAAUUAAUGGAGUGACCAAACGAUUCUCCACUGAGUUUGAGUACAAGCAGUUGCUUCAGUUCAAAGAAGACAAUGCAGGCCAGCUUGGCUCAGGCGCCUCAUCUCUUGAACAGGCAUUGGAGAGAACCAAGGCCAACAUGAACUGGGUGGCCAUGAACAAAGAACAGGUGUUUAAUUGGUUUAACAGUGAAGCGCCUUCUUCAGUUUAACACUCUCCACUAUGCAGUUUUCAAAUGUAGAUUUUUCUACUUUUACUCUGGAAGCAAAUUUGUUAUUGUAAAUGAAUGUGAUGAGGCUUUUUUUUUGUAAAUGUAAAGUUUUGAUCAAGCCUUUUUAUGCAUAAAGAUUAUUUGAUACCAAAAUUAGGUUUUGUAUGAGGCAAAUAAAUUUUAAUACUGUG
This is a messenger RNA of Larimichthys crocea (large yellow croaker), 3326 nucleotides long. Its product is annotated as aminopeptidase Ey. Gene Ontology annotation, molecular function: peptide binding; metalloaminopeptidase activity; zinc ion binding. NCBI's taxonomy places the organism in Eukaryota, Metazoa, Chordata, Actinopteri, Sciaenidae. The record is from RefSeq and is a predicted model, not a curated record. Gene Ontology annotation, cellular component: cytoplasm; plasma membrane. The transcript has 21 exons. Gene Ontology annotation, biological process: proteolysis; peptide catabolic process. Bases 247 to 3135 code for a protein of 962 amino acids.